This is a messenger RNA of Harmonia axyridis, 513 nucleotides long. Its product is annotated as reactive oxygen species modulator 1. The transcript has 3 exons. Gene Ontology annotation, biological process: protein import into mitochondrial matrix; protein insertion into mitochondrial inner membrane. The record is from RefSeq and is a predicted model, not a curated record. Lineage: Eukaryota; Metazoa; Arthropoda; Insecta; Coleoptera; Coccinellidae. Gene Ontology annotation, cellular component: TIM23 mitochondrial import inner membrane translocase complex. The coding region runs from base 177 to 419 and encodes 80 amino acids.
CAGAACAUAGAGUUAUGUACAAGCUCUGAAAUUGAACCAAUUUUGAUAAAGAUAAAUCAAUGUAAAUUGUUUAAAGACUGAAUCGUUCAAAUCUCAUUAGUUUCAUAUAAAACUGAGAAAAUUUCAGUUCAUCAAUCUCACAAUAGGAAUUGUUUUUCUACUUGAAAAUCAGAAAAAUGCCAGCGGUUCCCGGAAGUAUGUAUCAAGGGCAGGGCCCCACCUGCUUUGAUAAAAUGAAAAUGGGAUUUUACUUAGGUUUUGCAGUAGGAAUGGCUAGCGGUGCUCUUUUUGGUGGCUUUUCUGCACUGAGAGGUGGUCUUAGAGGACGAGAAUUAGUGAACACUGUUGGCAAAGUGAUGAUACAAGGAGGAGGUUCCUUCGGAACAUUCUUGGCCAUUGGUUCAGGAUUGCGUUGUUAGAUAAAUUGACUGUUUUACUUUAUUCCCAGGAGCACUUAUAUAGAUUUUUCUCUAUAAUUUAUGUAGCAAAAUAUAUUGAUAUUUUUUUGCAAAA